AUGAAUAAUUUAUUCGGAGAUUUCGUUUUUAUAUCGAUAUUUUUGCACGUGAGUGGUGUCCUGUUUGACAGGUAUAGCGGGAGAAAAGUUGACGAGAACAGCGCGACGCCAUUUCGAUUAAAGAAAUAUCUUGAACGAUGCACAAUAGAUAUAAAGCCAUGCGCUGCGCAUGAGGUGAGCCGAAUCAGCGGCACUUGCAACAAUUACAAGCAUCCGGCAGCCGGCGCAGCCCGCAGACCGUAUUUACGAUUGCUAAACCCGGAUUAUGCUAAUCAGACCGGAAUACGAGGUGGCAAGAAUGGACAGCCCCUCCCAUCUCCUCGCUUCGUCCGGACAAGCCUUACUCAAGCAACGAAAUUUGUUCUUGACAAGAGUAUCCUGAACGCUGCAGCUUUGCACUUCGUAGAAUUGGUACGCAGAGAUUUGAGCACGUUGAACGGAGCUGUGGACUCCCUAGACAGGAACUGUUGCAAAACUAAAGACGUUCCCGACCCCCGCUGUAUCGCCAUACAAGUUGAUAACGACCGUUAUCUCGAAGGAAUUCGCUGUCUCAACUACUCAAGAGCGGAAACUUUCCAAGACCUCGGUUGUACCAACGACGUACCCCCUGCACAGAUUAACUAUCAAACGCCACUAUUGGAUUUAUCCAUAAUAUACGGAACUGAGGAGAAAUCGCAGGAAACCACGCGCUCGUACAAAAACGGCCUCCUUAAAUUGGAAAUGAGGGACAAUCGUUUCGUCCCAGUGAACAAUGGGACCGAUUGCUUCCGUCACACUAAUAACACAUGCUAUUCUAUCGGUCUUCCAAAUAUAACAUUAUUGGACUUGCGUACGAGUACUCUGGCGAUCUUCUUCAUGCGUGAACAUAAUCGCUUGGCGCGUGCAUUGCAAGACCUGAACCCAUGCUGGAAAGACGAUAGACUGUUCAAGGUGGCCAGACAAAUCAAUAUCGCCACAGCUUCCAAUAUAUUUAUGUACGAGUUGUUACCGAGAAUUAUGGGUUACCAAAACAUGCUGGUCUACGAUCUAAUCUCAAGUCAAACCGAUUACGUGACAUCUUAUGACGUCCAGACACCCCCCGGAGUGUACGCAGAGUUUGAAAUAGCUUUGAGGUUCUUCAAAACGUAUAUGAGCACGAAAAUUGAAAAAUAUAAUGAAGAAUACGAGAAGGUCGGCGAGAUUGAACUGAAUAGAAGUUUCUUUUCACAAAGCCUACUCGAGAUUGAAACAAAUUUCGAAGAGAUCAAUCGAGGGACGUUCCUUCAGAGCGCUGGAAAUACAGAUAACGUAGACAACAUUAAGCUGAACUUUUCAACGAACUUUCAAGAUGUAUACGAUCAAGUCUCCAUGGAUAUACAAAGAGGCAGGGAUCUCGGUCUACGAGGCUACAACGACUAUAGAGAUUUCUGUGGUUUGAAACAAGCUAAAGAUUUUGACGAGCUCAAAGACGUUAUUGAUGAAGAGAAAGUGGAUGCUCUCAAGAGCCUUUACACAAGUGUAGACGACGUGGAUCUCUUAGUGGGGAUUAUAAGUGAGAACAAUAUUGAAGGUACAUUUAUCGGACCAACAUUAUUCUGUAUCAUGGUUAAGCAACUGCAAAUAUUGAGAUUCUCAAACAGAUUUUGGUAUGAGAGAGGAGAUAACUAUCAUAGCUUCUCUUUAUCUCAGCUUCGUGAAAUAAGGAAAGCUAAUAUAGCGCGAUUAGCUUGCGAUAACGCCGAAGGAAUUAAAUUCAUACAACCAUAUGGAUUUCUUAGUACUUCCCACAGGAAUAUGCCUGUACCCUGUUCCCACAUCCCAGGCCUCGAUUUAACGGAAUGGCGAGACCCGAACUGCAAAGGGAAUGAACAAACCGAUUCCACUACAAACCUGAAAUAUAGAUACGACAGCCUCUUCCCAAAAUAUUCAUCGUUUAUAAACGAUAUUUUAUCAUCCAUGCGUUUAACGUAG
Molecule: messenger RNA, 1950 nt
Organism: Leptosia nina
Lineage: Eukaryota; Metazoa; Arthropoda; Insecta; Lepidoptera; Pieridae
Source: the annotation of a GenBank genome assembly